AUGGCGCAGGUGGUGAAGGCCUAUGUGGAGUCAUGUAAUACGUGCCAGAGGGUGAAGCUGUCUCACCUGCGGCCGGCCGGCCUCCUUCAGCCGAUGCCGGUGCCGGAGCGGGUAUGGGAGGACAUUAGCAUGGAUUUCAUCGUGGGAUUACCUCCCUCGGGUGGAAAGACGGUGGUGUUCGUGGUAGUGGAUCGGCUCACUAAGUAUGCCCAUUUUAUGCCAUUGUGGCAUCCGUACACUGCUAAGUCUGUGGCCGAGCAGUUCGUAUUGGGAGUGGUGAGGCAUCAUGGGUUUCCCAGGUCGAUCGUCAGUGAUCGUGACCCGGUUUUCUUGAGCAGGUUUUGGCAGGAGGUCUUUGCGAUGGCACAUACGGUUUUACGCAUGAGCUCGGCCUAUCAUCCCCAGACCGAUGGCCAGACGGAGAUCGUUAACAAGCACCUCGAGCAGUAUUUGAGGUGCUUCGCCCACCAGCAGCCGAAGCAAUGGCUGGCCAUGCUCCCUUGGGCAAAAUUGUGGUAUAACACCACGUAUCAUCGGGCCAUCAAAAUGACCCCGUUCGAGGCUCUAUACGGGCGGCCACCCCCGACGUUGGUGCAGUACAGGGGCGGAUCGAGUUCGGUUGACGCGGUGGACAGGUGCCUGGGCGCGAGAGACGAGGCUUUGGAGCAGUUACAAACCAAUUUGGCGGCAGCAAACAACCGGAUGAAGCAGGCUGAAGAUGCAGGGCGGCGGGAUGAGGAGUUUGAGGUGGGUGAUUGGGUACUGUUGAGGUUGCAUCCCUACCGGCAGUCUUCAGUCUUCCGUCGGGCAUACCAGAAGCUUGCGGCUCGAUUCUUUGGGCCGUAUGAAAUCACCCACAAGGUCAACCCUGUUGCUUAUCGGCUGCAGCUACCUGCAGGUUCCCGCAUACACCCGGUGUUCCACAUUUCCUUGCUGAAAAGGUACCGGGGCCCGGCGGACAGAGUGACUUCGACGGCUCCUCCGGCGACAGCCGAUGGUGACUUGGAGGUGGUUCCUCUCAAGGUGUUGGAUACACGGUGGACGAAGAAAGGAGGGCGGCUGGUGGAAGAGAUCUUGGUGCAGUGGAAGCACGUGGAGCCGGAAGAUGCCAGCUGGAAGAGUCAGAGAUGCUCCAACAGAGGUUUCCGGAUUUCGACAUCGAGGCCGAUGUCAAUUCUGAAGGAGGAGGGGAUGUGGGAAACCUGA
This is a messenger RNA of Linum trigynum, 1206 nucleotides long. NCBI's taxonomy places the organism in Eukaryota, Viridiplantae, Streptophyta, Magnoliopsida, Malpighiales, Linaceae. The record is from the annotation of a GenBank genome assembly.